AUGGUCAAGCGUAGGGCGUCGGACGCGCUCGAGGAUGACGAGCGCAAAACCAAGAGACAACAUGCAAAUAAUCCCGAUCGAUUGUCGAGGCUCAGUCACGAGUUGACGCUCAGGGUGCUUUCGUUCCUGCCCGUGCCCGACCUCAUCAUCUGCCAGAGCGUGUCGCGACAUUUUCACCGACUUGCUGGCGACUCACAAUUAUGGAAGGCGCUCUACUACAACCGAUUCGUCCGUCCGAGAGCAUCCCGCAUACCUGGAAUCAAUGAAUCUGGUGUUCCUGCUGAAAGCUUGUGGUAUUCGAGCAAGCUCUCCAAAUGGCUAGACGAGGACAAUCUGGUUAGCAGAGGGAAGGAAACAAACUGGAAGAGGCAAUACAAAACACGUCACAAUUGGACAAAAGGCACAUGCGGCGUCAGCGAGGUUCCUGUCUCGCCAGAGCCAUCGGUUCCACCCACACUACUGCAGAUGCACGACGGCAUUAUCGUUAUGGCCGACAAUCUCCAUGGCUUGCGCGCAUGGUCAUCUCAAUCAGGCCGAGAUAUGCUAGCUACCAUGAAAUUCCCCCAUAACACCAGCCCUCCUUCGGCUCUGGCUGUAGACUCUGCAUCUUCAUCUUCCUCGACCGUUGCCAUUGCUGUCGGCUUCCAGGAUGGCUCUUUCACCGUCUAUCAUCUUAAUAUCCUCGAGCGCCGCUUCAUUCCUCGCUACUCCCACGAACCUUCUUCCAACGGCAUGAUCUCUGCCACUGCUUUGUCCUUCCCCUAUCUUGCCACCAUGACUGCCGGCCAACUUCUAUCUUUCUACAAAUUCAUGCCCAACAAGGAUGAGGCGUCGGAGGGCACAGCCUUGAAACCUCCACUUCUCUUGCAGUCAUUACACUCACGUACCGUCUGGCCACCUCUUACUCUAUCCAUUCGACCACAGCCAGAUAGCGUGCUUGUGUCAAUCGCCUACUCACUACCUACAUAUCUCAGCGGCUGGACCGUUGGAAUCCAGGAAAUGCGCCUGACCUCAGCCGGAACUCUGAUAGAAUCACGCCUCACCUCAGCAAUCGACCAAAACUAUCGCCCUCUUACCUUCAAUUCUUCCAAUCCACCUGCAACGCCAGCUCCACAAACAAUACCUCCAUUUGGUCACUUCAACACCUCCGAAGCCAACCAGAUACAUUCUAAACCAACCUCCCUGUCCUACUCUCACCCUUAUCUACUAGUUUCUCAUCCCGACAACACAUUAACUCUCUACCUCGUCUCCUCGACCACCGACUUGCUCAAAAUCAGCCCAGGCAACAGACUAUGGGGCCACACCUCUUCAGUAUCAGGAGCUCAUGUCGGCGGCCGCGGCAAAGCAGUCUCAGUCAGCACCCGCGGCGACGAGUUACGUGUCUGGGAACUUGAAGGCGGAUUUGCUUCAGCAUCUGCUCGACGCCGCUUAGCUGCCGGCGAAUUGAGUGUACAACUACGACCUGAGAAAUCAUUAUCUCCGCCGUGUGCCCAAGAAUCAACCUCAAGCAUCAAAUCAGGCGGUAUAGGCUUGAGUCUUGCACUCAAGGAUAGAGAUAUCGAUGAAACUAGCAUGACACGAGGGUUUAUUGGAUUUGACGAUGAAAAAGUGGUUGUGCUUAGGGAGCGGCAUUGUGGUAAUCAGGCUUUGGUGAUUUAUGACUUUACAUAG
Molecule: messenger RNA, 1671 nt
Organism: Aureobasidium melanogenum CBS 110374
Lineage: Eukaryota; Fungi; Ascomycota; Dothideomycetes; Dothideales; Saccotheciaceae
Exons: 1
Coding region: 1-1671 (556 amino acids)
Molecular function (GO): protein binding
Source: RefSeq, a predicted model, not a curated record